This is a messenger RNA of Guyanagaster necrorhizus, 2951 nucleotides long. Its product is annotated as alpha/beta-hydrolase. NCBI's taxonomy places the organism in Eukaryota, Fungi, Basidiomycota, Agaricomycetes, Agaricales, Physalacriaceae. Gene Ontology annotation, molecular function: hydrolase activity. Bases 111 to 2849 code for a protein of 912 amino acids. The record is from RefSeq and is a predicted model, not a curated record. The transcript is spliced from 13 exons.
UGGACCCCGAUGACCACAACUUACCCGGCGCCGUUUUGUUACGCGCUGCUGCGACUCCCAAUGAUCGUCCUUGUCUUCCGACCACCACCACCGCCCUUUCUCCCGCUGCUAUGCCCGUUAAUAUUCUCACCGCCCAAGCAGGCCUCCGGGUUGGGCCUCUAUUGCUUGAGACGCUGGUGAAGCAUUACUUUGACCGGAUCACCAAGGACGCGCUCAAGAAGACGGAAGUCCAACUGAGGCGCGAUGAACUUUUGUACGACCAGGCCUUUAGUAUCAUCAAGAUGUUCCUGGAGGUCGCAACGUACCAUACCGUAGAGGAAGUCCAGGGCUUUGGAAACACACGCACGCCGUCUCCUCCCUGGGUCCGCGUUGUACGAGUGCUGGUGUCAACAACAUGCUGUGAUGACGCAGCUACGUAUCUUGUUCAAGCAUUGGGUGGCGAGGAACUUGCACGACGUGUCGUAGGUGGGGUAAAGUGGUGGCAAGUGCGAGGUAUCAGCGGUGUUGACUGUCAGUGGAUAACCGCGAAGAAAGACUGGAGAGAGGCCAAGCGGCGGUACAAGAUGCAGCAGAAAACGAAAUCCGACGUUGACCCGGUGCAGGAGACGGGUGAAGCAACGACUUAUGACAAAGAUAUGGAUGAAAUGCGUUGUAUCCUAUACUUGCACGGAGGUGGAUACUAUUUUGGAAGCGUAGACCAAGAGAGAUAUAGCAUCCAGCGACAUGCUCGUAAAAUUAAUGGUCGUGUUUUCGCUGUAAAUUACCGUUUAGCCCCCCAAUACCCAUUCCCUUGUGCCCUUCAAGACGUGUUAGCUGCCUAUUUGUACUUAAUAAACCCUCCCCCGGAUGCUCAUCAUCGUCCAGUCAAGCCAUCACAUAUAGUUGUCGCCGGAGAUUCAGCGGGAGGCGGCAUAUCUUUAGCGCUGCUUCAAGUCAUUCGGGAUAGUGGUCUACCGAUGCCUGCAGGGGGGGUCUUGAUAUCGCCUUGGUGCGAUUUGACGCAUUCCUUUCCGAGCAUUCAUCUCAAUACGGAUACUGAUAUCAUCCCUAAGUAUGGGCUGUCUCUCCAGAAGCCGAGUGUUCUGUGGCCUCCGCCGUCCCAGGAAAUGACGCGGCUUGUGCACGCUUCUCUUCGCUCCCGUAUACGACAGGCAUUUAAAAUGGAUCCGCCCGAGCCCAACACAACGGUGACGACCCUUGGUGGGCUCAGAUGUACUUCAGCUUCCGGAAUGCCUGUAGAUGUCGGUGCAACGGCGGCCCUUCCUUCACUGAGCUCAGGGAGCCAAACGAUCAAUAUGACUACGGCGUCGGGAGAUGUGCUGAAGAUUGAUCAUCAGGUACAUAUGUACGCGCAGAAUAGCCUCUUGGGUCACCCUCUUGUUAGCCCGGCCAUGUCAUACUUGGGAGGGCUGCCGCCUCUGUUUUUUAUUGACAGUGAUAAAGAGGUUUUACGCGACGAAAUUAUUUAUGCCGCCCAUAAGGCAGCUUACCCGGAGAGAUUCCCCAUUAGAGAGGAACUUCGAAAUUUGUACCCACCACUUAAAGGUAUCGAAUCACGACGCAAAGCUACGCGUGUACACUUACAAGUUUACGAUGAUGCUGCUCAUACUUUACCUGUCCUGUUCUCGUUUACUACACCGGGUAAGUUUUGCUAUCGUGCCAUCGCGUCAUUCUGCAAGUCUGUCACCGGAAUGACACAAACUCCCGAAACCCCCGUUGAUGAGUCGUUUUCUGUUCCGAGCCCGCCACACACGCCUACGCGCAAGAUGUCCUUUUCAGCUAACAUCUUGUCCUCGCCAAAACGAGAGCCGGUGUCCCGUAUGUCGUCAAUGACGCUUUCUUCCACACCUUCCGAGAUGAGUGAAGACGAAAGAGCCUUUUCUCCCGUUCAAGUGGAGAAGAAAACGCUGCGACGGGCAUUUUCCGAGUCUGUACGGAAAAGGUCAAUACCUCAUGCCUGGCAUAAGCAUCAUGAAUUGCAUCCAUUGCCGUCUGCUGAGCAUGCAAACGGUGCCACAGUAAAUGGGAACGGUGAUUGUCUCAGACAGGACAAUUCGUCUAGUGGUGUAGCUGGUCCACACUUCCAUAAUCAUCAUUCUCAUCACCACCAUCACGGCUCUUCACCAUCACGUCCCGGGGAAGGACCACGUAUGGCCGGGGAUCCUGUCAUUUACGCGGAAACUUUUGACGAUCCGGAAUGGAAGGGUAUCAUGAUUCGUGAGCGCGUAUCCACACAAGGUGUCAUCCGACCGCUCGAACCAGAAUCCGAGCUCGAUGCUCUGAAAGUCCCUGUAGAGUUCAUGGGCGCCAUAUCCGAACUCGCCGCUCGGCGGUUCAUUGAAGGCCAAGCAAAGUUUGACAAGAAGUUCUCCAAUGCGGUCAAAGCAAUUGAGAAGCACCGGAUAGAUAAUCUCAAGCGAGCGAAAAAGGAUACGAUGCGGAAUAUCGCUGUUCUGCAGCAUUCUUUGGAGAAGGAAGGGAAGACUGAGGGGGAUAAGAGGAUCAAGGAUGGCCUGCUGGAGGCUUCGGGGAGCUGGAGUUGGGCUUGGGCGCUUGAUGCAGGGGAGACGCCUCCGCCAAGCAGUAUCGUGUCGAGGCGAGAUACCGAUGAGGCGAGGCGGCUGGCGAAGAUUGCCGACCAGGCGGUCUUUCCGGGCGAACAUUCUGUCACGGGCAAUAAUCUGUGGCAAGUGUUGGUGAACUUUUUGACUGUGACGCCAGACAAGGAGAAAGGGCAUGAGCAUGACAAGGACGCGACUGUGCGGAGAAGGACGUCGUUGUUCGCCAAGUUUGGUCCGUCGUUGUCGCAGGAGAAGAUGCCAGAGGCAGCGUCUCGGUCUUCUGCAUAAGCUUGACGGAUGGAAGAUAGAUGUAUCUGUUUCCUGUUAUCAUUUCUUGGCUUGUUGUACCUGCACAACUAACAAUAGAAUUACUGUUCGCUUUCAUGCUGC